Molecule: messenger RNA, 3555 nt
Organism: Lotus japonicus
Lineage: Eukaryota; Viridiplantae; Streptophyta; Magnoliopsida; Fabales; Fabaceae
Exons: 3
Coding region: 1-3555 (1184 amino acids)
Biological process (GO): DNA transposition
Molecular function (GO): transposase activity; zinc ion binding; DNA binding
Source: RefSeq, a predicted model, not a curated record
AUGGAUGAUAACAAUGUCACUCUGAUAUUGUAUCAUGGUGGAUUGCUAGAGUUUAGUGGUGAGAAUGGCAGUGUGUCCUAUGAAGGGGGUCAAAUGUGUGUCUGGGAGGAUUUGGACUUUGACAGAAUAAAUGUUAACAUUGUGACGUUAAUGGGCAAAGAACAUGGCUAUGCAGUGUUUCAGAACAUAUGGUGGCGUGACCCAACAGUUUCAGAGGACAUUGUGUUGAAUGAACUUUCCACUGAUCGUGAUAUCAUGGAUAUUUGUAAAGCAGCCAAGUUGAACAGUGGGGAGAUUGAGAUUUAUUUUGAGCACCCUCACCCUAAGCCCUUAUCUAUGAUUCCUCCACCCCCACCCCCACCCCCACCCCCACCCCCACCUGCUGAUGAAGAUGGUGCAGUUGUGGUGAUUGAGUCUAUUGUUGCUGAUGAAGAUGGGCUGGGUUGUGGUGUGGGAAAUGUGUCUGAAGAGGGAAGUGGGAUUGGUGCUGAAGAUGGGAAUGAGAGGGUGAAUGGUGAGGGAAGUGAGAUUGGUGCUGAUAAUGGGAAUGAGAGGGUGACUGGUGAGGGAAGUGGGAUUGGUAGUGUUCAUGGGAAUGAAAGGGUGACUGGUGAGGGAAGUGGGAUUGGUGCUUGUAAUGGGAAUGAGAGUGUGACUGGUGAGGGAAGUGGGAUUGGUGGUGUUCAUGGGAAUGAGAGGGUGGCUGUUGAGGAUGUGAAUGAGAUAGUUAAUGAAGAGGAGAAUAGAAGAAGAAAUGACAAGGGGAAACAAAAGGCUUUUGAACAGUAUGACUUCCAUGGCAUGGGGAGGAGAAUCAAUGAUCCAGUCUCAGAUGACAAUAGUGACACUGAGUCAGAUGAUGAUGCAUUUAAUAUGGCUCAUACAAAGGGAAAAUCUGUAUUAACUGGUACUGAGUCAGAUAAUGACAGUGACUACAUACCAGAGGAAAUUGAAGAGGAAAACUGGUCUUUGGAUGAUGACAACAACUCUUAUUGUAGUGAGGACCUCCAUAGUCCUGUGAGUACAGAUGAUGAGGGCAAUUGUAGGGUUAAGCAAACUUUCCCACAGUUUGAUGAAACUGCAGGGUAUGGCAAUAUCCAUGUAGAACUUGGCAUGGAGUUUCCUAAUUUGCAAUCAUUCAAGGAAGCUGUUAUAGAUUACACUGUUGAGGUGGGGAGACAAAUCAGGUGGUUGAAGAAUGAUAAGGACAGGUGUAGGGCUGAGUGCAUGGGAGAGACCUGUAAGUGGAAGAUCUACUGUGCAUGGUCCAGGGCAAGACAAAGCUUUCAGAUAAAGACCUAUGUAGAAGAACAUACCUGCAGCAGGUCUUUCAGAAAUAAGCAAGCAUCAACUAGAUGGGUUGCAAAGAAACUUGAGAAGAAACUCAGGGCACAACCAAAUAUGACUCAUGCUGAGGCUUUUGAUUACAUGAAGACUGAGUUUGGAGUGCACUUAAAUGAGACUAAGAUUUGGAGGUCAAUGAAGAAAGCAAGGAAGAUGGUGGAAGGCAGUGAAGCAGAGCAAUAUGCCAAACUUUGGGAUUAUGCACAUGAGCUUCUUUUAAGCAACCCUGGAUCUACUGUGAAGAUGGAUACCAUUCCCAUUAGUGAAACAGAAAGACAAUUUAAGAGGAUUUACAUAUGUCUGGAUGGAUGUAAGAGGGGAUUCAAAGCUGGAUGUAGACCCCUCAUUGGCCUUGAUGGAUGUUUCCUCAAAGGUUACUAUGGAGGGCAGCUUCUUUCUGCAGUUGGCCAGGAUGCAAACAAUCACCUCUAUGUGAUUGCAUAUGCUGUAGUUAAUGUGGAGAAUAAGGACAAUUGGAAGUGGUUUCUGGAACUACUUCAUGCUGACUUGGGUGACUACCAGCAGUAUGGAUGGUGUUUUAUUUCAGACAUGCAGAAGGGUCUUAUUCCUGCAAUGCAGGAAGUUAUGCCUGGUGUGCACCAUAGGUUCUGUGCAAUGCACCUAUGGAGGAACUUCACAAAGCAAUGGAAAGACAAAGAGAUGAAGAAUGUGGUGUGGGAGUGUGCUAGAGCAAGAACAAUCCCUGAGUUCAAUGAUAAGAUGGACAAGUUGAAAGCUAAGAAUGUCCAAGCUUGGAACUAUCUGAACAAGUGGCCUAAAGAAGCAUGGACUAAGGCUUACUUCAGAGACCAUCCAAAGAUUGACAACAUUUGCAACAAUGCAUGUGAGGCCUUUAAUGCAAAAAUCCUCAAGUAUAGGGGGAAGCCAAUUCUGACUCUGCUGGAAGAAGUGAGGUGUUACAUUAUGAGGACAGUGGCCAAUAACAAGAUGAAGCUGAGGGGGCACCAAGGCAUGCUUCCACCACUGCAGCAGAGUAGACUUGAGCACCAGAAAGAAGCGAGUAAUGGAUGGACACCAGUAUGGUGUGGAGAUGGUGAUGGUUAUGAGUAUCAACUGCAAUGCUGGGGUGAAACAGUUGGUGUGCAUCUCUCAAAUGGGACCUGCCACUGUAGGUUUUGGCAAUUAAAUGGGAUGUCAUGUAAGCAUGUGGUUGCUGCAUGUGCACACAAGAAUGAACCUCCAGAAAAUUAUUGCCAUGCUUGGCUGACUAUGGGGGCAUACAGAAGCACUUAUGAGUUCUAUGUGCACCCCACUAGAAGCCAGCAAUACUGGGAGCCAACUGAUUAUGUUAAGCCACUUCCACCCAAUGUGCCAAAGAGGAAAGCUGGAAGGCCAAAGAGGAAGAGGAGAAGAGAUGCAACUGAGCAGCAAGUGGCUGGAGGAUCAAGGACAAGGCUGAGAAGAACUUAUCCAGACAUUACAUGCACAAGGUGUGGUUUGACAGGUCACAACUCAAGGGGCUGCCACCGCCAAGGUGUGUCACGUAUGCCCAGGAAUUGGGUUCCACCACCACCUGAGGAGCCAGGGAAAACUGAAAAUGUUGAUGCACAGCUAGGGCUGCAAACUGAAAUUGAUUUGUCUCAAAGUGCACCUAAUGAGAUUGAUGUCUCCCAGCCAAGACAUCCAGCACCUGAGGGAACUUCAAAUGCUUCAGCUGAUCCAAUGCCCACUCCAGCAGCUAGAGGUGGCAGAGCAAGAAGGAGUUCAAGUAGGGGCACAAGAGGUGGUACAGGAAGAAGGGGUGGUACAGGAAGAAGAUGUGGUACAGGAAGACGAGAUGGAAGAGGUGGGAGAGGUGCAAAUCCUGAAGUCAUAAGCCAGCCAACUCCUGAAGCUCCACCUCUACAAAGCCAACCCACUCCAAUUCCCCAUAGGCCUGCAUCAGCUCAUGCCCCAGCCCGUGGACCUGCCCCUAUUGGAUAUGUUAUCUGGCCCAAUGCUCCCACUGGAAUUGUGCAUAGGCCUUCAACAACUGCCAUAAGAGCUCCCAUAGGAGGGUAUAGGUCACCCCCUAUUAGAGCUCCAAUGUUUAGGCCUCCACGCCAAUCAAACCCAACUCCUCCCCAAGUCCAGCCAAAUUUCCAAGGUAGGAGGAGUUCACCUCCACCAGGUCCAGGUCCAGUUAAUCAACAGCUCAAUGGAGACCCUAUGAAAUUCAUGCCAACUCCUUCAGCUCCAUGGAGGCCGUAA